Paramuricea clavata is the source of this 2670-nucleotide messenger RNA. Lineage: Eukaryota; Metazoa; Cnidaria; Anthozoa; Malacalcyonacea; Plexauridae. The record is from the annotation of a GenBank genome assembly.
AACUAAAUUUAGUACAUAGCUACGUGUUCGUAAGAAAAAUAAAUGGGGCGUUAGCUAUCAACGUUGACCAUUUGAAAAAUAUUUCAAGCAAAGACAUUACAGCAUGCAUGAAUAUAUACUAAAUUUGAAUACGGAUAACACAUAUAUACAUGUAGCAAGUUCAAGUCAAGAUGAAAAUACAUAGUUAAUAUGUUAUCUCUUCAGGAGUUCCAAGUCAGUCAAAAAAGAAAAUCCAUACCUUUAACAUUAAGUAGCCUUUGUCUGUCUACCUUUUAUAGAUGUAGAGAAUCCUUUUGCUGUUUUCACACGUCCAAACGUACGUAUAUAGACUUAGUCGUAACUGAAAAUGCGGUGUCAAUGUAUAAAAGCAGCAAUAUAUAUUGAGAAAAGAACAGCAGGUUUCAUCUGGAGUUGUAUGACCACGUUUCAACUUCUGUUGGUUCUUAAGCAAAUAACCAAGCCACCUAAUCUAACCCACAAUACAAACAACAGAACAAAAAAUCGAAAUCCGCGGCAGGCCAGUUUGUAAACGCGAAUUUCUUCAACCACUAUUUUAUUCUUCAAACACUAAGAAAAUACGAAAUUUCGGAGGAAUUUAUGCUUCUUUACUGGACACAUGUUCAUGGAAAAUAUAAUGUUUCAUAUGAAAGAUAGUGUUUUGGUCUUUAUACAAAAGUAAUGUUAAAACAGCCUAAUUAGCUGUAUAUACGGAGAAUCUCUAUUUACAAAGAGGCGACAAAUGGAUAAACUAAUUGUCAUAUUCAAGGCAGUUCGCAUUGCAUAUAUUUGCGAGUGAGGACGCUUUGAUAUAUAUGCAACACUUGAAAGGCAAGCGAUUUGGGGAAAAGGAGUCGUAUACAAGACAACUGCACAUGACCUCACAAGGAUUUGACGUCUUCGACGAUAUUAGGCUAAGCCAAUAUUUCAAAAAAUCCAUAAGAUGAUAUGCGUAUAAUUGUAUAUUGCACGUCCGAAAAUUAAACGAUCUGUCUUUGAUUAUAACCGAGGGAACUUCGACGGUCUUCGUCCAACUCUAGAGUCGGUUGACCUUUGCGGUGCAGUCUAGUCAGCAGUGGACAUUAACCACGGUUGGUUGAAAUGGAAAGAACUAUUUCUCAGUGGUGUAUGCGGCAGUAUUCCGAUAAAAAAACAUCAGCAACGUCAAUAUUCCGCCUUGGAUCAACGGUGAGAUAAUCCACGCUAUCAGGAAAAAGGAGACCGUGCGUCGGAAAGUGAAAAUAUCGCCAACGGACGUACUGAGAAACAAGUUCAAGGCUUUGCGAUCCAAGGUGAAACGAUUGAUCACUAAAAGUCGUUGUCAGUUCUUCCAAAACAUCAGCGAAGCCCUCUUCAAUAAUCCGAAAAGAUUCUGGUGUGUCUUUAAAAUCAACAGUAAACGUGUCAGUGUUCCAGGAUCUAUGACAAUGGGAUCAAGUGGAUUAGAUCCUGGCUCGGCCUUCUCAGCUUCACGCCCUCGCGACAUAGCAGAACUGUUCAACGACUACUUCCCCUCCAUUGUGUCUGGAAGCGACAAAACAACUCAAACGGACAAUCCAUCCUCGCCAACUGAUAGCAACUUGUCAGAGUUAAUUCUUUCUCCUGAUUAUGUUCUAGCUGCACUCCUCAGCCUCGAUACCAACAAAGCCACAGGUCCGGAUGAAAUACCACCAAGAACACUAAAAGAAUGUGCCCAUCAAAUUGCUCCGUCAUUAUGUCUACUGUUUAAUAAAUCACUCCGACAUGGCUCCUUACCAGAGGAAUGGAAGCUCGCGAACAUCAUCCCCAUCCAUAAAAAAGGUGACAUCUUCAACGUUGAAAACUACCGUCCAUUUUCGCUUCUGUGUGUAACAUCCAAAGUCCUCGAGCGCUGUGUGCUGAGAAAUCUGAGAGAUUAUCUGAUGUUCCUGAUUAACUCCGCUCAACAUGGUUUCAUUCCUGGAAGGUCAUGCACAACCCAGCUAGUCGAAGUUUUCCACUAUAUUGGAUCCAUUUUAGACUCUGGUAAACAAACCGAUAUAAUCUUCAUGGACAUGUCAAAGGCUUUUGACAAGGUAAGCCAUACAGCUCUGAUAAACAAACUCCAACAGUUUAACAUUGGCGGUUCUCUUCUCCAAUGGAUCACAUCGUAUCUACAUGACCGCCAACAGCGCGUCACAAUUCUUGGCGCUACUUCUUCCCAAAAACCAGUGUGCUCCGGUGUUCCGCAAGCAGUAUCUUAGGACCAAUACUCUUCCUCCUGUAUGUGAAUGACUUACCAGACGCUGUAACGAACUCGACAGUUGCAUGUUUUGCAGAUGACUCCAAAAUCUUCCGUAGAAUUGACUCCAUCACCGAUGCUAUGUUACUCCAGGACGACAUCAAUAACCUUCAAUCCUGGUCCAUGUCAAGAGGUCUGGUGUUUAACGAAGGAAAAUGCAAAAGUAUUAGUAUUACCAGACGUAGUCAACCAACCCAUCAUCUAUAUAGCAUCAAAGGCAAAGAACUUGCACUUAUACCAGUAGAGAAGGAUCUGGGAAUUUGGAUUGCGAGCGAUCUAACCUGGUCUAAACAUAUUUUAGACCGGUGUGCCCGGGCCAACAAACUCCUUGGAUUUAUAAAGCGAUGUUCUGGGGAAAUAAGCAACGCGAGGACCAGCCGGACUCUGUAUCUGUCUUUGGUUACUCGAGCCAG